UAUAUUUUGUAGGGAGAAAAAUAUAGUUGAGUAUUUCUAAAUUUAACUCUGAGAAAUGACGUGGUAGCCAACGAGAAUUUUCAGUUAAACCCAAAUCAACAAAACUCCAUCCCGUCGCGCCGCGUCGGAGAACCUAAUCAUCCCUCAGCCACACCUGGACAGUUGCAACCGCGUCACAGCCACCACCGGAAAAUCCCAACGUAAGCAAGGAUAGCAAAACAAACCAGAGUGAGCUCUAACUAUGGCUCCUGUUGCUCCUCGAUCUGGUGAUGCAAUAUUUGCUAACAUCGAACACGUUAAUUGCUCUUGGACUGUGCAGAAUGCAGAACUGUUUACUCUGACAUAUGGGGCAAUUGUGCGUCAAUUGCUUACAGAUCUGGAAGAGGUUGAUGAAGUUAACAAGCAGCUAGAUCAAAUGUACAUUUAUGAACUCUGUAGCACCGACACUUCUGAUCAAGGCAUGGUUGGCGUCUGGCACGUGUUAAUGGGUUAUAACAUUGGAAUCCGUUUGAUUGAUGAGUUUUUGGCUAAAUCUAACGUCUCAAGUUGUGUUGAUUUCAGAGAGACGGCUGAGGUGAUUGCAAAGGUUGGUUUGAAAAUGUUCAUUGGUGUUACUGCAUCUGUGACCAAUUGGAAUGCCGAAGGGACAUGUUGUAGUAUUGUUUUGGAGGAUAAUCCUUUGGUAGAUUUUGUUGAGCUUCCUGACACUUAUCAAGGUCUCCACUACUGCAACAUAUUAAGUGGAGUCAUUAGAGGAGCCUUAGAUAUGGUGUCGAUGAAGGCUGAGGUCACUUGGCUACGUGACGCGCUUCGAGGUGAUGAUGUGUUUGAAUUGCAAGUAAAACUUCUCAAGCAAGUUCCAGAAGAGUAUCCAUAUAAGGAUGAUGAGUAAUUGUAACGUUGCACUUGAUCAUUUCCUAAGUAUUAGUUUAUCAUCUUAAUGCCGAUGUGUGCAUUUUGAUGAACCUAUAGAAAACAUUAAAUUAAGUUAUUAUAAUAUUUGCUUCGACAACGGACUAGGAUCUAUGCAAGCCCUCGAGAUUCUUGAAACUGAUCUUGUUCUGUCAUUCUUUGCUGUUUGUAUGGGUUCAUUUUAGUUGCAAUUCAAAACUUGGUUCUUGGUGCUUCAAAUAAAGCUUUAUUGUUCAAUAUCA
Molecule: messenger RNA, 1154 nt
Organism: Medicago truncatula (barrel medic)
Lineage: Eukaryota; Viridiplantae; Streptophyta; Magnoliopsida; Fabales; Fabaceae
Product: trafficking protein particle complex subunit 3
Exons: 6
Coding region: 242-892 (216 amino acids)
Biological process (GO): Golgi vesicle transport
Cellular component (GO): TRAPP complex
Source: RefSeq, a predicted model, not a curated record